Molecule: messenger RNA, 1718 nt
Organism: Aplysia californica (California sea hare)
Lineage: Eukaryota; Metazoa; Mollusca; Gastropoda; Aplysiida; Aplysiidae
Product: toll-like receptor 13
Exons: 2
Coding region: 236-1513 (425 amino acids)
Cellular component (GO): extracellular matrix
Source: RefSeq, a predicted model, not a curated record
UGUUGUGAUGGAUGUAGACUGUGUUGUAGUUAACCUAGGUCGAGAGGCCUCAGAAGACACGAGAUUGUGUGUCUUAGGGGCUUUGCCUGUCAGUUUGAUAAACUAAACAUCAGCUGUUAUGGUCGACUGUCAAACAACAAAAGCGAAAACAAGGAAUUGUUCACGGGCCUGACUUUGAAGAUUUUACAGUACCGUACUAACCUAAGAACGGAUCUCAGCUGGAAGGCAGUACGUCAUGAUCAGGGCAGGAAGAUAUUACGAUGUCUUGGUGGCCUUGCUUCUGCUUCUAGGCCCCGGCCUCUCCCUAGCUUCGGAGACGAAAUGUAUCAAGGGAUGUUGGUGCGAGUCGAGCGACACAGACGUGUCCGUGCAGUGCACGAACUUCCCCGGAGACUCUGUCCCCAGUUUGACCUCGUUAGACCUGGCCUCCAAAAACGUGUCCUUGAUGCUAGAUCAGCCAGGUCUGAAGAAAGUGGCGCGGAAAGAUCUCCAGGUCGGGGGUAAGCUGAUCCGAGUGACCAUCGUGGGCAGCCCCGAGCUGGUGUACGAUGUGGACGCCUUCUCGGACAGCGCCUCCACUCUGACGUCACUGGACCUGGACGUGGGCGACUACCGGUUCGACCAGGUGUUCUCGGUGGUCAGUGAGCUCGGUGCCCUGGAGAAGCUGACCCUCCGAUGUCAGGGCAAGGCCGGUGACCCUAUCUUGCUGACUCAGCCGAUCGUGUCGGGGCCAGUGACCCAGUCUCUGCGUGAGCUCAGUAUCAGGUCGUGCGAAGUGAAACAUGUCUUAGCCGAAGCUCUGACCGGGCUGGACAAUCUAACGGGACUGUCGCUGCCCAAAAACGUGCUUCGCGACAUCCCGCGCUUUCUGUCCACACUUCCCCUUACCUCCGUACACCUGGACACCAACAGGAUCGCCCACCCCGACCUGGGCCAGCUCCCGAAGACUCUGAAACUCUUGAGCCUGUCCGACAACGGGGUCAUCACCAUGAGCCCUUACGUCGCCGCCGAGCUGCCCAAUCUGGCGAGCAUGGACCUGAGCGACAACCCGCACUUCACGCCGUCCCCGAGCACGUUCGAGGAGUACUCUCGCGGCUUUCUCAACCUGGCCCGCACCAACCUGGACACGUUAGACAUCCUGCACGGCGGCCCCGAGUCGCCGCCCCCCGCCGUGUCCCUGGAGAUCAGCGGCACCAAAGUUCCCUGCAGCUGUCAGCUCCAGCACCUCCUGGUGGUCCACAAGGCGGACAUCUCAGGCACGUGCGUCACUCUCGGGAACGGCACGCUGCACAUCCCCGGACCCCAGCUCGCCCAGUAUCUGAAAAGCGUGGACUGCGACUGUCUGACAGACCCCAAGCAGCCGUGCGCCAGCGGCGUGUCCAAGAUGAGGCAAGAGUGGUUGGAAGCCCACAUCCCGGGGAGCGCCGGCCGUCGAGGCACCACCUCCUCCUCCCCCCGUGAGGCGGCGGCCGUGUGUCUGGCCGUGUUUCUGCUCACGGCGUGGGUUCAAUGAUCCAUGUCAGUGUGCGCUGUUACCCUCGUGGGAAAAGUCAUGGCAUUGUUGUACGUCUGUCUAUCCGGCUCACCGUUUCCCACCAGUGGAGGGGUUGGAAGUUCAAUCAUGUAGUAGUUGGCGAAAUCGUCGCUUUUAAACACAAGGGGCGCGCUCAUAUGACCUUAGCAGUUGCGAGCGCCGUAAAACCCUCUACUACAUACAU